UGCUGUUCCUUUCUGAAGAAAACGACCCUGCUGUUCUUCUAUGAAUCCCCAACUCGCUCCUGCAGUUUCUAUCUCUUUCUCUCUCUGUAAUUCACAGGAGUUAGUACUGUAUAAUAUAGUGAUUUGUUCAAUUUCAGACUUGGUGUUUGUAGUGUUAUAUUGGUGAUCUGUGAGCUGAACCGUGGCAUGUGUCACUCAGUUUGUAUGCUUGAUAAUUAGCUAUAUAUAUCCCCUGUCCAUUUCUUGCUUAAGAACCUUGUUUCAUUGUGUAGUCUCUGUGAUAGCUCCAGUACAUGUGAUUUUUGUGUUGUCUCAAGUACCUGUUAUAUAUAUACAUAUGUGUGUGUCUGUGAUGUGAUACAUUUAUGUUCUGUCCUACAACCUUGUUUCUUCCCCCUGUUAAUUGUUAGAUAUAUAUAUAGAUAUGUUCAUGUCUUUUUAAUUCCUUAGCCGUUUGAUGUUUGCUUGUUUUAGCAUUUUCUUUCUCAAGUAUAACGAAAAUAUCAAAAAGACCGAGUAAAGAUAAUCUUCAUCUCCCUUUGCUUCUGCGUCAUUUCCUUUGUUGAUGAUCUUUGUUAGUGUUAGGUUUAUUUUCUGUUUUCAUCACCCAAUAUUGUGUUACCUAGAUUUAGCCUAGUGUAGUCGCUGAUCGCCUAGUUCCUGAGGAGAACACGACACUUGCAGAUUUGGGCGAAAUAUCCCACUGUACUUUCAAUUGAUCAUUUUGGCGCCGUUGCCGGGGACUAGCGUCGUGCGACCGUGUUAGGCUAUAGACUAGGUUUUUCUUCUUUUUCUAGUUUGUGCCAUAUAUUUGUGAUAUAUCUCUAACUCCUAACCCGUGUUCUAGUUUAUUUCCUCUUUGUUUUCUUUUCCUUUUUGCAGGUUAGAACUAUCUUCUCGGUAAUGGCUUACUAUUCAGAUCAUCAUGCUUAUGCGAGCAACACUACAAACAGCACGGAAAGUAUUCAAGAACUGAUAAGUAAGAUUUCCCAUCGAUUAGAUGAUUUAGCUCGGCAGCGAGAAGUAGUUUUUGAGGAUAGGUCUAGCUCUUAUGAUCCUUAUUCUAGAGGUCAUCCUUAUGUUGCUCCUACAUGCCAUAUUUGUGGAUUUCAGGGCCAUUCACCCGCUGAAUGUCAGCGUGGUUACUCUCACCCUCCCGAUAAUUAUGGCAUGAGCUUCGCCCCACAGCCUAGCUCAUACCAAAACAAUUACUCAUAUGGGUGGCCUGAAAACCAGAAUAUGUCAUAUAGGAACAACAGCCCUGAGAUCUCAUCGUUUGCCUCUAGUUAUCCAUUGCAGGGAAUUAGGUACAAUGAGGAGAGCCACAACCAUGCACCACAACAGUUUUAUUCACCUCCUACUCAUAUACCGCAGCACCAGGAGAUGUGUCCAAUGGAGUUAAAUGGUCCUCCAUUUGGUCAACCAACAACUCCAGCACCUGUUGUGCAAUCUCAUGUGCAAGUGCCCACACAAGAUGAGUUCGAUGACAUAGACAAGCUCACACUUUUGAGUCUCGAGUUCACUUGGAGUGCCGAGGAUGAUCCUAUUAGGAAGGUGAUACUUGAGGAAAUGAAGAAGAUUAAGAGUGGAAAGGAGCUAGUGGAAGAAGUAAGGAAGAUUGAGAAGAACAUCAACGCUGGCAGUACUAUCUCUUCCCUCCUUGAGCUGAGUGUUGCUGGGAUAUACCUUGAGGUGUGUGAGGUUCGAACACCUUCACAUUCAGCUGAGCAAGAUAGCGAGAGUCCAGAGGAAGAGAUACUUCAGAUCCAAGAAGAGAUUCUCGAAGCCAAGGCACAAGAUGAUCCAGAGCUCAACUACCCAAGUGAUCAGGUCGAAGACCUUGAAGAUCCAAUGUAAAUCCUUCCUGAAGAAGUAAAAGAAGCUCCUGUAGUUGAAGAUGAAGAACCAGAAAUCAUUUGCCCAUCGUCAUACAAGAGCGUGAUGUAGCAGGUUUAUCUAAUCCUCUUGAUGACAUGCGUCCAUAUGAUCUGUUUGCUACUACUUUGCAUUGCAUGAUACCAUCAAUUAAGCUAGACUUGAAAAACUGUUUGCUUGGACAUGAUCAUACAUACCCUGUUAUUGGCAUUUCUCUCAUUUAUGAUGACACUUAUUCUCCUUAUGCUAGUCCUAUGCUUUUAAUGAAACAUAUCAUUCCCAUGCUAGUCUUGAGCUUAAUGAUAAAUAUCAUCCUCAUGUUAGUGUUGACCUUGCUGAUUUCUACCAUCCUAAAUAUGUGCUUUAUAGCUAUGCUUAUGUAAUUGGAUACUCGAUUGAUGACUUGGAGGGUAUUAUCCCUACCGCUUGCAUCGUCUCUUUUGUGGAGUGUUCUUUCAGGUUUUUGCUUCUGCAUCGUUCACUUCAUGCUGAUCAGGUUCGAGGUGACAUUCCUUGGGACCCUGGUGGACUCAGAGCAUGGGGAUGAGGAGAAGCAAGGGGGCACACACGAAGAAGAGUGAAGCUGGAGCAUCCAUGAGGAAGCAAAAGGAAGAGCUGCAGUUCAGAGAGUGAUUGUGCGAGACCUACAUCAUAUAAGCUCGAAAAGUGUGACAAGGCACAAAAUCCUUCUACUACAAAUGAUCAAGUGAUGGAGUCAAGGUCCCGAGCGAGAAGAAAAGAAGUUACCAGGGGC
Messenger RNA from Aegilops tauschii subsp. strangulata, 2629 nucleotides. NCBI's taxonomy places the organism in Eukaryota, Viridiplantae, Streptophyta, Magnoliopsida, Poales, Poaceae. The record is from RefSeq and is a predicted model, not a curated record.